Molecule: messenger RNA, 573 nt
Organism: Cladocopium goreaui
Lineage: Eukaryota; Dinophyceae; Suessiales; Symbiodiniaceae
Source: the annotation of a GenBank genome assembly
AUGGCAGGUUCCUUGGAGCUGCACCAUGUCGCGCUGCAUAUCCCGGGCACAGCGUCGGGAAUCGCCUUCCCAGCUAUUCGAUGGGGGACCACCCUGGCACGGGAUCCUUUGGAGGCUGAAGAGUUGUUGCCAACGAGCAACUCUCCUGGCGCUGCUCAAGCUCUACCGCCAGGUCGCAGCAGCUCAAAAGUGAUCUCCAGCAGUUUGAGCCGCGCAGCAACAUGGAUUGAGGCUGGCCGUCGCCUGGUGGGCGAGUUUCCGCCGCCAUCGCACGAUGUCUUGGGCAUUUCAGGCUCCCGGGUAGCCUCCAGCAAGGAAGGGAAUGCAGAGAGUACUUCGGGCGCAGAAGGCAAAACUGCUGUACGUAUUGGUUUCCUGAUCGUACCUCCCGAAGUAUUUCUUCCACAAUCAGCGCGUGAAAACCAGAGUGAGGACUCAGAAGAGUCCGAAGCAGGAUCGCAGCAUCCAGAGGGCCCGAGCCUCUGGCGUUUGUCGGUGCACCUGGCACGGCCCGAAGUGUCCCUGGAGCCCUCCUGGUGCAUGGCGAUGAAGGAGCCAUGGAGAUGGUUGUGA